Drosophila ananassae is the source of this 2254-nucleotide messenger RNA. RefSeq names its product adenosine deaminase 2-A (gene Adgf-A). Gene Ontology annotation, molecular function: adenosine deaminase activity. Bases 210 to 1883 code for a protein of 557 amino acids. The transcript has 4 exons. The record is from RefSeq and is a predicted model, not a curated record. NCBI's taxonomy places the organism in Eukaryota, Metazoa, Arthropoda, Insecta, Diptera, Drosophilidae. Gene Ontology annotation, biological process: adenosine catabolic process; inosine biosynthetic process.
CUUCGGGAUCGCUGGGAUCAGUCUUUGGGUCGCGCGCCGGGCGUUCAGAUCGCCUCCUCGAAGAACUGCCCGUAAAAAUUCAAUUUAAAGUGUUAUCCAGUGUCUGUGUUUCUUGUGAGCCGAAAUCGGAGCUCUUCAAUUGCCGUGGACGUCAGUCGCAGAGCGAAACUAGUCGUGAUCGGACGGAAUACGGAACUUAACUCUUCAGCAUGCUGCCCACCGCUAUACGCCGUAAUCUAAUCGCCGGGCUCGCUUUUGGCCUGUGCGUCUGCCUCUGUUUCGGACCCAGUCCGGCGGAAUCACGCACUCGACCAAAAAAUUUGGUUGAUAGGAAGCUGGUGACGAUAUACGGCAGUACGCCCCAUGUGGAGGCACUCCUCGGACCCGGCCGUCCCACUCCGGACACAUACAAGACGUUGCGGAACGCCUUCUUCCGGUACGAAGAGUCCAGAUCAUUGGGCUAUGACUUGGAGCUCACCGAGCGGGAACAAAAGGCCAACGAGACGAUCAUGCAGGCCAAGUUGCAGGAGUACGAGGAGGGCUUGAUCGCGCCGCAUCUCUUCAAGCCAGCCCAGCACAUCUUCGACGUUCUGGACGGCAUCCGGGACACCCGACUCUUUCAGCUGCUGAAGAAGAUGCCCAAGGGUGCGGUGCUCCAUGCCCACGACACGGCUCUGUGCAGCACAGCGGCCAUCAUCAAGUUGACCAAGUACGACAAUCUCUGGGGCUGCCAGCAAACCGGCGACCUUGAGGUGACCAGUCUGCGGUUCUCCAAGGAAAAGCCCGCCGCCCUGGGCAAUUGCGAUUGGACCCUGAUGUCGGAGAUUCGGGAGAAGUACGGCUCGGAUAGGGUGGAUGAGUAUCUGGCCGAAAAACUUACCUUAUAUCCGACCAAGAAGUUCGAGGACAACAACGCCGCCUGGUCAACUUUCAUGGAAAUCUUUAGCCUGCUCGAUGGCCUGGUUCUGUACGCUCCUGUCUGGAGGGAUUACUAUUACAGUGCCCUGCAGGAGUUCUACGAGGAUGGAGUGCAGUACCUAGAGUUCCGUUCACUUCUACCCACGUUGUACGACCUUGAGGGUACUACGUAUACUCCUCUGGACACGGUUCGCAUUUAUGUGGAGACUCUGGAGAAGUUCAAGGAAGAGCAUCCUGACUUUAUAGGCUCCCGUGUGAUUUAUGCUCCCCUUCGUAAUACCAAUUCUGAGGGAGUUUUGGGUUACAUUGAAACUCUGAAGCAGAUCAAGGCCGAAUACCCGAACUUUGUAGCCGGAUUCGAUUUGGUGGGUCAGGAGGAACUUGGAGUGCCUUUGAAGGACUUUGUUGACGAGCUGUUGGUCAUUCCCGAGGACAUUGACUUCUACUUCCAUGCCGGGGAAACCAACUGGUUCGGCUCUUCUGUGGACGAGAAUCUGAUCGAUGCCAUCCUGCUGGGAACAAAGCGGAUUGGUCACGGCUUCGGACUGGUCAAGCAUCCCGUGGUGCUGGACAUGCUCAAGAGACUGAAUGUGGCCAUUGAGGUGAACCCGAUCUCCAACCAGGUGCUGCAGCUGAUCACGGACUUCCGGAAUCAUCCCUGUUCCCACUUCUUCGCUGAUGGCUAUCCUGUGGUGAUCUCCUCAGACGAUCCAUCCUUCUGGAAGGCCACUCCCUUGACUCAUGACUUCUACAUCGCCUACUUGGGCAUCGCCUCCCAGCACUCUGAUCUGAGGCUGCUCAAGAAACUGGCUCUCAACUCGAUCCAGUACAGCUCGCUGUCCGGAGAUGCCCAGUUCGAGGCCCUGGAGAAGUGGCAGACCAAGUGGGAUCAAUUCAUCGCCGAUGUGAACGAGGAGGCCUCCAACCAGGGCAGUUCGUCCCUUCAGCUGCAGAAGAUCGAUUGACUAGCACGGGUGGUGGCAGCGUUUUCGGUCUUAACUCUUCUCCUUUGGCGCUAGUCUGUCCUCGUCCUUGUCCUUACAAUCAACCGCCUGCUGCCACCCACCAUCCCCCAUCCUCCGGCUGCAGCGGAUCCUCCCACAUCAGAGUCAAAGUCAUUUCCAUAUCCAUAGCCAAAUAGCACAUCCAAUAUCUAUCCGCAUAAACUUCUGUUGUAAGCCUAUUGUUAUGGACUAGUCUGGUAGUUAGACCUAAGCUCGAGCCUACUUUUCUGUGCACCCAAGUGAUUCUAUUCCGGGUCUAAACCUAAGCCCUUCUCCCGAUUGUGCCCAAGAAAACGAAAGCAAUAAAGAACCCGUUUAGUCGUAGCCGAAAA